UGCUGUUGGCCGCCGGCGCCGCGUGCCUCUGCUGUGCCCGCACCGCCUCCCCCCACCCCCCCCUCCCCCCACCCCUCCCCUCCCCCCGCCCCCCUCUCACCACCACCACCUCCACCACCACCAGCACAACCUCCACCACCACCGCCACAACCUCCACCACAACCGCCACCACCACCACGGAACGAAGCCGCUCGUCGCUUCGCGUGCGACACGCGACUCCUCGCCGCCAUCUUGUGCCAGGCGCGCGUGGCAGAGCACGUGGCGAGGGAGUUUUUGAGGAGCGGAAACCGGAGCGCCGUUGUCGCGUGGGCCUCCUGGAGCCUGGAGGCCUCACUGCUGCCCGACCCGGCCAUCUCCCAAGUGUGGGCCCAACGGCGGCUGUCGUCCCUGUGGAGGGAGGUUGUGGGGGGCUCUGCGCUGCUUGUCUCGGCUCUGAGCGGCGCCGCUGGGGCCCUGGGGGACCCGGCUCCGGCAGUCAGCGCCCUAGGGCACGCUCGCUCCCUGCACCACGUGCUGGCCGCCAUGGAAAUGACAUCAGAGCCAGCAGCGGAAGCGACUCAACUGGCGCAGGAAGUGAUGUCGCCGCCGCGCGUUACAAACAGUCCGAGGCAGGCGGCGACAUUGUCGCAAAAGGACGCGGUGGAGCAAGCGCAAAGAGUGACAUCACAACCACUGGCCGUGGGGCAGGAAGUGACAUCACAACGGCGAGAAGUGAUGUCACAGCCGCCAGUCGCGGCACAGGAAGUGACGUCGCAAACGCGGGCCUCGAGACAGGAAGUGACGUCACAGCCGCCAGUCGCGGCACAGGAAGUGACGUCGCAAACGCGGGCAUCGAGACAGGAAGUGACGUCACAGCCGCCAGUCGCGGCACAGGAAGUGACGUCGCAAACGCGGGCAUCGAGACAGGAAGUGACGUCACAGUCGCCAGUCGCGGCACAGGAAGUGACGUCGCAAACGCGGGCCUCGAGACAGGAAGUGACGUCGCAGCCGCCAGUCGCGGCACAGGAAGUGACGUCGCAAACGCGGGCAUCGAGACAGGAAGUGACGUCACAGUCGCCAGUCGCGGCACAGGAAGUGACAUCGCAAACGCGGGCAUCGAGACAGGAAGUGACAUCGCAACCCCAGGAAGUGACGUCACGGAGGGCCCGUCGGCUUGGCGUGGCGGAGGUGUUUGCCGUGUCGCGGGACUAUUUGCGAGGUAAAGUGGCCUUGUUCCUGCGCCUCGUCGCCAUUGGCUGGUGCCCGGCCAAUCAGAAGAGACGUCGGCGGAUGCUGUGCCCCAAACCGUGAGGUCGGACCGAAUCGUAGUAGCAGCGCGUGUGCACAGAACGCCCCACCACAUCGCAAACGCGGGCAUCGAUGAUAUUUAUCGAUAUUUUAUAUUUGCCACAGGGGAGUGAGAUCAUCAUCAUCGCAACUGCGGGUGGCGAGGCAGGAAGUGACGUC
Messenger RNA from Lethenteron reissneri (Far Eastern brook lamprey), 1446 nucleotides. Its product is annotated as polycystin-1-like protein 3. Lineage: Eukaryota; Metazoa; Chordata; Hyperoartia; Petromyzontiformes; Petromyzontidae. The record is from RefSeq and is a predicted model, not a curated record.